Molecule: messenger RNA, 639 nt
Organism: Acanthosepion pharaonis
Lineage: Eukaryota; Metazoa; Mollusca; Cephalopoda; Sepiida; Sepiidae
Source: the annotation of a GenBank genome assembly
AUGUAUCUUUCUUUUAUUAUUUCUCUUCAUUUGAUGGUCAAAAGGUGCCUUUUUUCUUUCUUUUUCUUUGUUCUCUUCUUCGCUUUAUCUAGAAAAGUUGAUUGGAAAUUUUAUAUCUUUCUUUCAUUUCACUCUCUAAUCUAUCCCUUAAUAUCUUUCUUUGUUUUUCUUUCUUCCUUUCUUUAUUUUUUUCGUUCUUUUUUUCUUCUUUUUUUCCUUCUUACUUGCUUUAUUAUUUUUUAUUUUUUCCUUCUUUUCUUUUUUCUUUCUUUCUUUUCUUUUUUCAUUGUGUGUUUCCUUCCUUCCUUCUUUUUUUCUGUCUUUCUUUCUUUCUCAUUUCUUUCUUUCCUUUUUUGUUUGUAUGUUUCUUUUUCCGUUUCCCUUUUCUUUGUUUCCUUUCUUCUUUCUUUCUUUCUUUCCUUUUUUGUUUGUAUGUUUCUUUUUCCGUUUCCCUUUUCUUUGUUUCCUUUUUUCUUUGUUUCUUUGUUUCUUUCUUUCUUUCUCAUUUUUUUCUCUCCUUUUUUGUUUGUAUAUUUCUUUUUCCGUUUCCCUUUUCUUUCUUUCUUUCUUUCUUUUUUCUUUCUUUUUCGGGUUCGCUUUUGCCCUCUCCAUAAUUUUAUCUUUCGUUACCACUAUUAA